AUGACCAUUCCAAUAAUCGAUCUCAGUCCAUUAUUCGGGGACUCUUCCUCUCCUACGAACUUAUCUAAAGUGGUCGAAGAAUUUCUCUAUGCUUUCAAAGAGAUGGGUUUUGCUUAUGUGAUCAACCAUCGGAUCCCACAGUCGAUCAUUACCGAUGUGUUUGCUCAACAUCGUCGUUUUCAUGCUUUACCAUUCGACGAAAAAAAUAAAAUACGCUUAAAUCAGUGGCAUCGAGGGUAUCUUCCGAUGGCAUCGUAUCAGGUCAAAUCGGAAUCGAAAUCGAAAGGUGUUUUAGUUGAAGACACGGUAGCAACUGUCAAAGCUCCAAAUCAAAGUGAAUCAUUCAUUGUUAAUCAUGAACAUUUCGAAGGACCUGCUAAUUUGAAAGAAGAAGAAUUAUACAGUCGAUAUUUACAAGGUCCAAAUCAGUGGCCACAAGGUAUGCCAGAAUUCCGCGAAGCUGUUCUUGCAUAUUACCAUCAAUUAGAAAAACUAGCCUUGGAAUUGACGAAAGUAUUCUUCGCUGCUAGUAAAGCUGAUUUCAAUCGAUUUGCUCCUCAUUUUCAACGACCAUCGAUUGGUCUACGUAUGCUUCAUUAUCCGCCGCAACCUUCACCUGUUCCUGAAGGUGUUUUUGGAAGUGCACCACAUUGUGACCAUGGUUUUCUAACCAUCCUUGCUCAAGAUGAUGUCGGCGGUUUAGACGUCAAAACGCCCACUGGUGAGUGGAUAUCCGCUCCAAACAUGGUAUCAUCGAACGGUGAAACAGCGCUUCUAAUUAAUCUGGGCGAUAGUGCAUCGAAAUGGACAAACGAUUGUCUUCGAGCUACUCCACAUCGUGUGAUUAAUCGUUCGGGUCGUGAUCGUUAUUCCAUUGUCUUUUUCUGGGAUCCUCAACUAGAUUUUACCAUAGACACGCGUGAUCUAGGAACACAAUGGUGUCCUGCAGAUAAAACACCUAAUUAUGAACCACAAACAUACGGGCAACACUUAAGAAAACUGUUAUCGCACAAUUACUCAGAACUAUAUAAAACUAUUGACGGCGCGCAGAAGCCGAAUGACUAA
Adineta ricciae is the source of this 1065-nucleotide messenger RNA. The record is from the annotation of a GenBank genome assembly. NCBI's taxonomy places the organism in Eukaryota, Metazoa, Rotifera, Eurotatoria, Adinetida, Adinetidae.